Messenger RNA from Nematolebias whitei (Rio pearlfish), 3096 nucleotides. It is a transcript of the gene top3a, whose product is annotated as DNA topoisomerase III alpha. The record is from RefSeq and is a predicted model, not a curated record. Gene Ontology annotation, cellular component: chromosome; nucleus. Bases 1 to 3045 code for a protein of 1014 amino acids. Gene Ontology annotation, molecular function: DNA binding; zinc ion binding; DNA topoisomerase type I (single strand cut, ATP-independent) activity. The transcript is spliced from 19 exons. Gene Ontology annotation, biological process: DNA topological change. NCBI's taxonomy places the organism in Eukaryota, Metazoa, Chordata, Actinopteri, Cyprinodontiformes, Rivulidae.
AUGCUGAUUCUGCACCUCCUCGGAAGAUCCUCGCUUCGGUCGGGUCUGACGCGGCUUCAGCAGAGGUCCUUCUGGGGGACCCGGAGCGGCCGGUGCCCGGAGACACCGUGGUGGUCAGACAUGAUCCGGAGCCGGACUCAAAUCAAGCGGGUCCUCUGUGUGGCUGAGAAGAACGAUGCAGCCAAAGGGAUCUCAGAGAUCAUGUCCAGCGGCAGAGCCAGGAGGAGGGAAGGAAUGUCAAAGUUUAAUAAAAUUUAUGAGUUUGAGUAUCAUCUCUUUGGCCAGAAUGUGACAGUAACAACGACAUCAGUGUCAGGACAUUUACUUGCUUUGGAGUUUAAGGCACCUUUCCAGAAAUGGCACAGCUGCAAUCCUGUGUUGCUGUUUGACAUAGAGGUUGAGAAGUAUUGUCCAGAUAAUAUGAUACAAAUCAAGCGAACUCUGGAGAAGGAAGUGAGGCAAUGUCAGGCCCUGAUCAUCUGGACUGAUUGUGACAGGGAGGGGGAAAACAUUGGCUUUGAGAUUAUCGAUGUUUGCAGAGCAGUGAAGCCCAAUUUGCAAGUCUUUCGGGCAAAGUUUUCUGAGAUCACUCCUAACACGAUUCGGAGAGCUUGUGAGAUGCUAGCAGAGCCUGAUUCUAACAUCAGCGAUGCUGUUGAAGUUCGCCAGGAGCUGGAUUUACGAAUUGGAGCAUCCUUCACUCGAUUCCAGACACUUCGUCUGCAGAAGAUCUUCCCAGAAUCCCUUGCCAAUCAGCUGAUCUCAUACGGCAGCUGUCAGUUUCCCACUCUGGGCUUUGUGGUGGAGCGCUUCAAAGCCAUUCAGGCCUUCAUUCCUGAGAUUUUCUACAAGAUCAAAGUGCUUCAUGAAGUUGAGGAGGACACUGUGGAGUUCAGCUGGAAGAGAAACCGUCUCUUUAAUCACACAGCUUGCCUGGUGCUCUACCAGAUCUGCAUGGAGGAUCCCAUAGCAACAGUCACCUCAGUAACCAGCAAACCCAAGAGCAAAUGGAGACCUCUGCCUUUGGACACUGUGGAACUGGAGAAACUGGCAUCUCGGAAGCUCAGAAUAAACGCCAAAGAGACCAUGAAAAUUGCUGAAAAACUUUACACACAAGGGUUUAUCAGCUAUCCUCGCACAGAAACAAACAUUUUUCCUGCCACCCUCUCCCUUGCCCCCCUGGUGGAACAGCAAACACAGAGCUCAGAGUGGGGGACUUUUGCCCAGCGAGUGCUGGACCAGCCGGGGGGACCCAAUCCACGACAGGGCCGAAGCUCUGACCAAGCUCACCCUCCCAUCCACCCCACCAAGUACACCAACACACUGCAGGGUAAUGAAGCACAAGUGUAUGAGUUCAUUGUCCGGCACUUCCUGGCCUGUGUAUCCCAGGAUGCUUUGGGGCAGGAAACUGUGGUGGACAUCGACAUCGCUCAAGAGAAGUUCUCCGCCUCUGGUCUCAUGAUUAUUGCGAGGAAUUAUCUGGAUGUUUACCCUUACGACAGGUGGAGCACAAAGCUGAUCCCGGUGUUCGAACAAAACUCCCAGUUUCAGCCCUCUGCCAUCGAGAUGGUGGAUGGACAGACAAGUCCACCGCAGCUGCUCACUGAAGCAGACCUCAUAUCACUGAUGCAAAAGCACGGCAUUGGCACAGAUGCCACGCAUGCAGACCACAUCGAGACCAUCAAGAGUCGUUUGUAUGUGAGUUUGACGGCAGACCAGAGGUUUGUUCCUGGAGAGCUUGGUAUGGGACUAGUGGAAGGUUACAACUCCAUGGGCUACGAGAUGUCAAAACCAAACCUUCGUGCUGAGCUGGAGGCCGACCUCAAACUGGUGUCAGAGGGCAAGAAGGACAAACAGAGUGUACUGCAGCUUCACAUCCAGAAAUACAAGACUGUCUUCAUCGAGUCUGUCAAGAAGGCCAAAAAGUUAGACGAAGCCCUGGCUCCAUAUCUGGGUGCAGCUCAAGAGAUCAGUGAAGAGGAACAGCAGGACAUGGAGAUCCCUCUGCCGGUGAGGAAGUGUCCGAACUGCGGUCGGGACAUGGUGUUGAAAAAAAAGAGGGAGGGAAACAGUAAGUUUCUGACAUGCAUGGGAUACCCAGCCUGUAAGACGGCCGUUUGGUUUCCUGACACGGUGCUUGAGGUCAACAGGGAUGAAAGUGUUUGUCCCACAUGUCAGCCAAGCCCUGUUCACAUGUUGAAGUUCAAGUUCCGCAGAGGUGGCCUUCCUCCCAUGAUGCCUCUGGAAUUUGUCGGAUGUAUUGGUGGUUGUGAUGAGACACUCAGAGAGGUGCUGGACCUGAAAUACCUCAGAACACGAGGAGGAGGAGAUGACCUUCCAGCUCUGAGGCCUCCUAGAGCAGAGCCACCCAGAGCCCCAAGUUCCCAUCCUCGGCCCUCUCUUCCUCCUGUCCCUUCCUGGACCUUGCAACCAAGACCUCCUCCAGGUGGUGGAGGAGUGUGUGUCGACAACAGCAGUGACGCGAUCGUGUGCAACUGUGGUCAGGACGCACUCCUUCUGACUGUGCGGAAAGAUGGACCCAAUCAGGGUCGCCAGUUCUACAAGUGCAACUCUGGGAGUUGCAACUUCUUCCUGUGGGCAGAUCAGCCGAGUCAACAGGGGGUGCCGGAGAGGCGAGAGCCCUUACGGCCAGCACAGAGGACCCCUCAGCCUAUGAGGCCAUCUCAGGGGUUUGGAAACAUGUCCAGAGGUGGCAGAGAGCAAGAAGCGAGUGCAGCGGGACACGCAAUGUGCAACUGCAACGAGACUGCAGUGACACGCACUGUGCAGAAGGACGGGCCAAACAAGGGCCGCACGUUCGACACCUGCGGGAAACCACGGGAUCAGCAGUGUGGCUUCUUUCAGUGGACCGAUGAGAACGUAUCUACACCAGGUGGUUUUAAUGCUGCUGGAGAUAGAGGGAAGAAGGGGAGGAAGACAGCAGCAGAUGGUUCAGCCAACGGACUCCCCGCUGCUAAAAAACCUCGAACCUGCAGCAUCUGCCGCACCCCGGGACACACCCGAGCCACCUGUCCUCAGCGGUGACCUCUGUCUGCGGCUGAACUGAGCUCAGUCUGGUUUUCAAACGCACGCCGU